UUAAAAGUUCCGUGUAAUAUUUGCAAAUCGUCACUAGAAAAAUAUUAUUUAACGUGUUUAUUAGAUAAUUUCACUUAAUAAUCAUCGGAGCAAAACUAUAUAAACGAACAAUUACUGGCCUUGGUCAUCACUGGUUAUUCCGCGUUAACACCUAACAGUUUUAGCACUCCCACAUAACCAUGAAGCUACUCUUGCUGUUUAUCGUCGCAAUGUCCGCCUACUCCGCUAACUGCGCGCUCACAGACGCCGAAGUUACGCAGAAAUUCAACGAAUUUAAAACUAAAUAUGGGAAAACGUACGCUGACGCAAAUGAAGAAAACUUUAGAAAGCAGCUAUUUGCCAAGAAUCUAGAGAAGAUUGAAGAGCACAAUAAAAAGUAUGAGCAAGGACAAGUCACUUAUACAAUGGGUGUUAAUCAGUUUUCUGACUUGACUCCUGAGGAAAUGAGGCCGUACACACAUGGAGUUCUGCGCCCUAAGAAUUUUCGAGCCACAAUGUCAGCGGAAUUAACUGAAGAGUUUAUUGAAGAGAAAUGGAAUGAAUUUAAAGCAAAAUAUCGCAAAAACUACACCGAUGCUGAAGAGGAAAGUUACAGGAAAAGUCUCUUCGUUGCAAAUUUGCAGAUGGUAGAGAGUCACAACGAAAAAUACGAAGAUGGAUUGGUUAAUUACAAGAUGGGAAUUAACCAAUUUGCUGAUUACUCCAAGGAAGAAAUGCCAUGUAGACACAGCAAAUAAAGUGUAUCCCAAUGUUAAAAAAUAAUUUUGUAACUAAAUUUUGUGCUGUAACAGUAAAUAUCUUCUCCAAUCAUAAAGUAAA
Tribolium castaneum (red flour beetle) is the source of this 819-nucleotide messenger RNA. Its product is annotated as cystein proteinase inhibitor protein salarin. The record is from RefSeq and is a predicted model, not a curated record. Bases 180 to 737 code for a protein of 185 amino acids. Lineage: Eukaryota; Metazoa; Arthropoda; Insecta; Coleoptera; Tenebrionidae. The transcript is spliced from 5 exons.